Saccostrea cuccullata (small rock oyster) is the source of this 2326-nucleotide messenger RNA. RefSeq lists its product as uncharacterized. Gene Ontology annotation, molecular function: protein binding. Lineage: Eukaryota; Metazoa; Mollusca; Bivalvia; Ostreida; Ostreidae. Bases 194 to 1528 code for a protein of 444 amino acids. The transcript has 2 exons. The record is from RefSeq and is a predicted model, not a curated record.
CACAGCUUUGUGAUGACUAGAUUAGAGGCAGCUGGAGCCAAAACGGUUGCAAAACAAAGAAGACCGUUGGCACGCGUGUAAUUUGUAGACGUAGUUUAUAAUCGAGUAGUAGAAAAGAUUCCCAAACAUAAAAGUAAAACUUGGUGAAAACGGAUCAUUAUUUUGAUGUAGAAUUAGUACGAAUAAAGAUAAAAUGUUGGAAGAAGAGAGUGAUUGGGAGGAUUUACCGGACAUCCUGUUGGAGGACAUAUUUACUCUGUUAGAGCCUCGUUAUCGACACGAAGCCUCACAAGUUUGCCGCCGCUGGUAUGAAACCUUUUAUGCUCCAAGAGUCUGGGAACAUUUUAUGUUGAAGGGAAAUAUCCUGACCAAAAGACGGUACAGCAUUUUUAAAGGGUAUCAGCGAGAAACUUGUCCAAGGAAAACGCAAAUUUGUCUGCACAGGGUGGGAUACCUUUUCAAGAAAAUUACUAUCACACCCAUUCAUGACUUCCAGCAUGUAUACGAGUUUAUCCGCAUACUCCGUGCAUUUCUGGGUUAUUUUGAUGAAUUCCCGAUGCCCCUACUGCAUACGUUCCAUUUUACUUUCACUUGCGAGACAAGGGGCAUCACCGGUGUUAUCUUGCAUGGAACCGGUGGUAAAAUGAUGGAAGAGCUUCGCCAUCUUCUCCAAAAUAUGAAAUUGCUGAAGGACCUGAAACUAAACAAUCUUAUGUUAGAUGAAGUUGAAGUUUCUGGCUUGUUUGAAGCAAUUGCUAAUAACUGUAGCGACACAAUCCAGACACUGGAAAUUUUGAACUUUACGAAAGUUCCGCAUCCCAUUCUUGACGUCACGCUGUUUGACAAUUUACAUACGUUGAGAACAAGUCCCCAGCACCUCGAUGACGAAGUUAUUGUCAUUCUUGCAUCAUCAGGUGUCUCUAACCUUCAUAUAAUUCAAGGACGUUAUACUUGCAACGCUGACCCAGUGUCAGACGAUGCAUGGCGUCUGCUCAAGGAAAUGGCGCCACAUUUCCGAGUGACUUUGGAAGUUCGUGGUCACACAAAAACACCGUUAAUGCUUCAACCUCACGCCCCUGUAAACCGUAUCGUGUACGAUUCAUCAAACUUGAAAUUCCCUCACGAGACGGCUAUUUGGAUUGUUCACUAUUACCAUACAUUACUUGAGAGUUUUGUUCAAAAGCAAAUCCCGCGAACACAUGGACCUCGAACUUUUCAUGAUCGAGGUGACGCCGCCUUUUUGAUGUUGGUCAGGAGUUGUCCAAAACUUCACACGCUUAUCAUCAGCGAGAGAAUUUGUACAGCGACAGCACUUGUGAUCGCCAAAACAAAACCAUCUCUUCAGAAAUAUAUUGUGCGUAAAAACGGACUUCUGAAAAGAUGUGAUGGCCCCAAAACGGACAACUUCUUCAGAAACGCAGAUAUUAGAAAGACGGCAAGAUCGUACGAGGCAACCAACCAACAGAUUUCUGAAAUCCUUGGUGGAAGAUGGAUUCUAAUGUCAGACAGACACUUUAAAAAGUUGUGAGCUUGAGUUGAAAACAGUGAGCUCUAUUUUAUGAUGCUGCAUGGUGCUUUCAAUAUAACUAAAUAUUUGUAUUUUUGUAUUUUUUUAUCAUAUAAUUUCACGUAUAACAAUAUUUUUUCACCAAACCAAUUUUGUAUAUAUAAUGAUUUUGUUCAAUUAUUUUUUUUUAAUUGUAUUACAAUAUUUUUCAUAUAACAAACACCCAUCCUUGUUGGUAAAGCAACAUUUAAGACACGGAGCAACACCAAAACUUCGAAUCUUGUUCAUAUGGAGCAUAGUUAAUACUUGAAAAAAGAAUGGACUUAGCGUAUCAAUGUGCUUCAAGAUGAAAAUAUCGUUUAUCAAUUUUUGAAUGAUUUUUUCCCUGCUAGUCCACAGCACAUAUUUUAAGCUCAAAAAGGAUGUCAGUAUUUAAUUUAAGAGUUGUCAACACAAGUUCAAUAUAAAGAUCGACCUGAGUUUUUUUUAUUUGUAUCGAUGCUAUAUCAUUUUAUAUAUUUAUAAUCAUUGGUGUUGUUAUCAGUUAUUUUGUUGCCAUAUAUAUCAUAAAAUAUUUACAUGUAUUUUUAACAUAUUAUAAUGCGAUAACUUCUGUUUUAUCUGUUUUUGUACGUAUUAACUUCAUACAAUUGUUUCAAGCCAGUUUCUAUUCUUCACUGGGGUUCUUUCUGAAUACAUUACGGUAUAUAUAAUUGAUGCUUAUGUGAGGUGUCCUUUGUAAUUAUGAACCUUCUAAGGGGCGUGGAGGCUAUACUUUUGUGCUGUAUUUGAAAAAUAAAAAAGUGAUACAAAAUAUGC